CAUAACCUGCCUAAAGUCAGUCCGCAGUAAAGUAACCUCAAAUUUUUUGUUUUGUUAUCGAAUCGUCGUCCACGUUCCGACCAUUAGUUUUGUUUUUAAAUAUUGUAUUGGCAUAAAAAUGUCCAGUAUUGCAAAAAACUGUGUAGUGAAAUGCCUGAAAAAUCCAUUAAAAAUUAUACCUUUGCCAGAUAAUGUCACUGUUCAUUUAGGUAGAAGUAAAGAGACUGAAAUAAAAGAUCCAUACAUGUCCAGAAAUCAAAUAGCAGCCACAGCUAAUUAUGCAAAACGUGAAGUAACCGUUGAACCUCUUGGAACUAAUUGUUCUUGCUGUAAUGGCUACGCUCUGAAGAAAGGUAAAAAGUAUACGUUAAAGCACGAAGAUCGAUUAGAAUUAAUAAUGGGAAAUUAUGAAUUUGAUGUACUCUUCGAUUAUCAAAUUGACGAUUGCGCGGAACCCGUAGCUAAGCGAGCCAAACCCAAUCAUGCAAUAUUUAACUUUGCAAAGAAUUCGGAGAAAGCGAAAGCUUCUAUAAAUAAUAAUAAUGGUCAGGGAGACGGAACCAGUAUGUGGGAUAUUAUUGAUAAUGGGGAAUUAUUAAUUUGUACUUACUCUACUGUAAAAUCGCAAUCCAAAGUUGCUGCUUUUGAUUUGGAUGGUACACUGAUUCGAACUAAAUCGGGAGCCCGCUUUGCAAAAAAUGCAGACGAUUGGGUGUUAAACUUUAGCGAUGUAUCUGCAAAAUUAAGUGAUUUAAUUGACAAGAAUUAUAAAAUUGUCAUAUUCACCAAUCAGGGAGGUGUAAAAAAUGAUGCUGCUAAAAGAAACUCGUUUAAAAUGAAAGCCGAAGGCGUGUUGUCUAAAAUUAAGGUUCCGAUUCAACUUUUCGCAGCUACUACAAAUAGCAUUUACAGAAAACCCGUAACCGGUAUGUGGAACACACUUUGUUCAGAGAAAAAUGACCAAAUUUCCGUUGAUCUAUCUGAGUCAUUUUAUGUUGGAGAUGCUGCUGGCCGUGAGAAGGAUUGGGCUCCGAAGAAAGCCAAAGAUCACUCGCUCGCUGAUCGACUAUUUGCACUGAACGUUGGUCUAAAAUUCUACACUCCUGAAGAAUUCUUCCUUGGUUCUCGCCCUGUAAAGCACCUCAGCCCUAAGUUUGAUCCAAAGACUCUACCUAAUUCAAAUUGUGGUGAUAAAUGUGUGAAUGAGUGUGAAGUUAUCGUUAUGGUUGGCAGCCCGGGCUCGGGAAAGAGUCAUUUUGCCAAACAUAACCUUGUCAGUAACGGAUAUGUACAUGUGAAUCGUGAUACGUUAGGUUCUUGGCAGGCGUGUGUGAAGAUGUUAGAAAAAUCACUGCAGAAGAAUGAAAGGGUUGUAAUUGACAAUACAAAUGGCGAUAAAACAAGUCGAAAAAGGUAUAUCGAUGUGGCGAAAAAGUUAAAUGUUCCUUGCAGAUGUUUUGUAAUGACCACAAGUCCAGUGCAUUGUAAACACAAUAACAAGUUUCGUCAAAUUACAGACAAAACUCAUGUUCCUGUAGGUGAGGUGAUUUUAAAUAUGUAUAAAAAGAAUUACGAGGAACCCAUUGUAGAAGAGGGCUUUAAUGAAAUUGUGAAUGUAGACUUUGUACCUAAAUUUGACAAUGACGAUCAUGAAAAACUUUAUAAGAUGUUUCUGUUGGAUUAAUAAAUCUAGUGAAUCAGUAUUUUUAAAUAAAUUAAUUUUUGAAUU
Photinus pyralis (common eastern firefly) is the source of this 1729-nucleotide messenger RNA. RefSeq lists its product as uncharacterized. Gene Ontology annotation, molecular function: polynucleotide 3'-phosphatase activity; double-stranded DNA binding; ATP-dependent polydeoxyribonucleotide 5'-hydroxyl-kinase activity. Gene Ontology annotation, biological process: DNA repair. NCBI's taxonomy places the organism in Eukaryota, Metazoa, Arthropoda, Insecta, Coleoptera, Lampyridae. The transcript has a single exon. The record is from RefSeq and is a predicted model, not a curated record. Bases 119 to 1684 code for a protein of 521 amino acids.